This is a messenger RNA of Acanthocheilonema viteae, 549 nucleotides long. The record is from the annotation of a GenBank genome assembly. NCBI's taxonomy places the organism in Eukaryota, Metazoa, Nematoda, Chromadorea, Rhabditida, Onchocercidae.
AUGGGAAAUAUCGAUAAUAAGUGUGUUCCUUUCAAUAAUACACUUUCCGGAAAUACAAGAUAUUCAAAUCGGUUGAAAGGAAGCGGAAGAGAAUGGAUCGCAAAUAAGCAAUCACAAUAUGGACGUACAUGUGAAGAUGUGACAGUGGGAUGUGGUGAAAGCACGCUUAAUACUCUUAAAACAGUAUCAAAAGAGAACUGCAGUGUUACGGGCUUGAAUAUUAUAAAAUUAAAUCCGACAAUAGCAACAACAACAACAACAACAACAACAACAACAGCAUAUUCAGCAGCACAAUUAUGUUCAUCAAGAACCGCAGCGAAAAGCGGAAGAAUGACUGAAGAUGAGAAAACUGAAACUACGGAACAAAGCUUAGUAUUAGCUGCGGCAUUUGAAAAGGUGACAAUUCGAAAUGACCACAUUGGACCAGUGAUACUCGCUUUUACCAAUAAUUACAAAAAGCCAGUGGCAUGGGCGUUAAAAACGAAUGCUAUAAAGCGUCUUGUCGCAUUUCCAACUAUCGGAAUAAUUCCGCCCUCAGAAACAGUACAA